This is a messenger RNA of Cylas formicarius (sweet potato weevil), 1324 nucleotides long. Its product is annotated as mpv17-like protein 2. The coding region runs from base 558 to 1121 and encodes 187 amino acids. The record is from RefSeq and is a predicted model, not a curated record. The transcript is spliced from 2 exons. Lineage: Eukaryota; Metazoa; Arthropoda; Insecta; Coleoptera; Brentidae. Gene Ontology annotation, biological process: mitochondrial ribosome assembly. Gene Ontology annotation, cellular component: membrane; cytoplasm.
GAGAACCGUUGGUCCGCGAAGCGGACGGCGUGCGAGACUCAGGGCUACCACCAUUUUAACAGGAUAUUUUUUCGAAAUUAGUCAUUGUCAGUAUUUUCGAAAAUCUGAAAUUGUACUAGUUCUAUGUUAAAAAUACCACCCUGUAACUGAACACCGUACGUCAUACAACGGUUUGGUUAGUAAAGCUGUUGCAUUCAGUCUUUUGGCUAAUCAUGCAAGAUAUUCGAAAAAAUCGAACUGGAAAUCGCUAUUACCAAAUUUUUAUAUUUACCAUGGUUUGACAUAACUGAAGUUCGGUCGAGUGCUUAUUUGAAAGGGCACUUUAUACCGGGUGUAUGCACAAUACAAUUCCAUUAAUUUAGAAAUAGAUAGAAAAUACAUAGAAAAAUGAAGGGAUUGUCAAAUACAAAACUCCGUAAUAUAUUCGAAGUUGAAAUGAUUUGGUAAAAAAGAAACAAAAAUACAAAGCACAGAACACGACAAUAGAUUUGUCAAAAUUUUAGUACUUAACCUGUUCUCGUGGCGUGUAAAAUGUUUGGAAUUUAUGACAUUUUCGAAUGACCACCAUGAACAAAUUACACUUUAAAAAAUUAUUAAGAGGAAAAGUAUUCCCGGAAGUGGGCAUAUCCUUAUGCUUGUCAGGCCUAGGAGAUCUCUUAGAACAAAACUAUGAAAUUUUAACGAACCAGUUGGAUCGAUGGGAUAAGCAUAGGACCAGAGACAUGACUCUAAGUGGGACCACAGUGGGAGUUGUGUGCCAUUACUGGUAUAGGUACUUAGACCGAUCCUUACCAGGAUAUACAAUACGAAUAGUUAUUAAAAAAGUUAUAAUAGAUCAGCUUGUUGGAUCUCCAAUGUGUAUCUCCACAUUUUUCCUGACAAUAGCGUUCUUGGAAGGGUCCACUAAGGAAGAGUUCUACGAAGAGGUGAAACAUAAAGCUUGGAGAUUAUAUGCUGCCGAAUGGAUGAUUUGGCCGCCAGCACAGUUUCUAAAUUUCUAUGUGUUGUCCACUAAAUAUAGAGUUUUAUUUGAUAAUCUCAUAUCAUUAGGAUAUGAUGUGUAUACUUCUCACGUUAAGCACACGAUUAAUGUUAAGAAAGACAAUGGGAUGGGUAGUUAACAUUUUAAAUUAAAUUAAAUUUAAGAUGUUUUUUGUGCUUUAAUUGCUAACUAAAAAACCAGAUUUCCGUGGAUGAAAAAAAUUGGGAAAAGGAUAUAGUUAAAAAAGUUGCAAAAAUUUCUCUAGUUUUGGUUUUCCGUUUUUUUUUUGCCAUUUAACCUACUACAAUUUCAAACCACAUGUAUCUAAGAAGCGGGAAACAU